Camelina sativa (false flax) is the source of this 948-nucleotide messenger RNA. The record is from RefSeq and is a predicted model, not a curated record. NCBI's taxonomy places the organism in Eukaryota, Viridiplantae, Streptophyta, Magnoliopsida, Brassicales, Brassicaceae.
GAUAUCUAGAUCACUGGUAAUCUUAUAUAUUCUGCAUCAUUUGUUAUAUUGUUGUACUUCUUACGAAACCUAUUUUUACCCUUAUCUUAUUAUUCCGAAGUCUUUGUCUUUACCAAAUAUAGAUAAAAUUCACUUCACAAUGACUUUUGUUUUUUGCAACUUUUUCAAAUGCUUCGGCAAAUCCGUCGACAGUGCAGAGAUAUAGUCAACACUCAACAACCCUAUUUAUAUGACAAGGGAUACAAAGGCAUCUGCAAGUACCCUUUUACUUCGUAUCCAAAUUAAAAGAGUCUUUGAUCAUUUCUCCCACAAAAAAAGGUCACCUAGAGGAAAACAAAAAAAAAAGAAUCUUAGGGUUUUGUGGGAGAUCAGUUUCCAAGGAAGAUGAAGAAGAGGCAAGUGGUGGUUAAACAGAGAAAAAGCUCUUACACUACGACCUCUUCUUCAAGCAACAUCCGUUACGUUGAGUGCCAGAAGAAUCACGCAGCUAAUAUCGGCGGUUACGCAGUUGACGGUUGCCGGGAGUUUAUGGCAAGCGGCGGUGGUGAUGCUUUGACGUGUGCUGCUUGUGGCUGUCACCGGAAUUUUCACCGGAGAGAGGUUGAGACGGAGGUUGUUUGUGAGUAUUCUCCUCCGACUUAAUGCAAGCAACUAAUUAACGAAGAUAGCAAAAAAGAAGAAAGAAAAACCAAGAGAGGUAUUGAUUAUUUUUAAUUAAAAAAAAAAAAAAAGCAAAGAAAAAGGAAUCUGCCUGUAUUUGAUAUAUUGAUUUAUAUUAGAGUUUGUAUUCAUGUAUGUAUAUGGUUAUCGAUGUAUAUUCAAAUACUUACAUUAACGCCGAUCUAUAUGAUUAUUGAUUCGUCAAAUCUUGAUGUGAUUGAGUGUUUAUAUACUUCAGUUAGAUGUGUGCCUACAUUUAUCUAAUUUAAGAAUACAUAUUCGAAACCA